CUCCCUCCCUCUCGGCUCUCACCACCGGACUCCGCGCUCUUCUCGCUGGCCGCCCCGGGAAUCGCCGGCUGCCACCGCCCAGCCUGUACCCGCCAUCCCCCCAGUGCUUGGGCACCUGUUGGAGGCAGAGACACAGCCAAGGGUGCUGCAUGAGGGGCCGCAGGGGCGACCGCAUGACCAUCAACAUCCAGGAGCACAUGGCCAUCAACGUGUGCCCCGGGCCCAUCCGGCCCAUCCGGCAGAUCUCUGACUACUUCCCCCGCCGGGGACCAGGACCCGAAGGCGGGGGCAGGGAUUUCAGGGAGGCCCCUGCUCGUCUGGCCCCCCUGGCCCUGGCCCCCCCUGCAGCCCUCCUUGGGGCCACCACGCCCGAGGAGGGAGCCGAGGUGGACAGCUACGACUCGGAUGAUACCACCGCCCUGGGCAUGCUGGAGUUUGACCUUCUCUACGACCAGGCCUCCUGCACUCUGCACUGUAGUAUCCUCAGGGCCAAGGGCCUCAAGCCCAUGGAUUUCAAUGGCCUGGCCGACCCCUACGUCAAGCUGCACCUGCUGCCUGGAGCCUGCAAGGCCAAUAAGCUAAAAACUAAGACUCAGAGGAACACGCUGAAUCCCGUGUGGAAUGAAGAUCUGACGUACAGUGGGAUCACGGAUGAUGACAUCACCCACAAGGUGCUCAGGAUCUCCGUCUGUGACGAGGACAAGCUGAGCCACAAUGAAUUCAUUGGGGAGAUCAGAGUACCCCUCCGCCGCCUCAAGCCUUCACAGAAGAAACAUUUUAACAUCUGCCUUGAGCGCCAGGUCCCGCUGGCUUCACCCUCCUCCAUGUCAGCAGCGCUGAGGGGCAUCUCCUGUUACCUGAAGGAGCUGGAACAGGCAGAGCAGGGCUCCGGGCUGCUGGAAGAGCGUGGGCGCAUCCUGCUGAGUCUCAGCUACAGCUCUCGGCGCCGGGGGCUGCUGGUGGGCAUCGUGCGCUGCGCCCACUUGGCCGCCAUGGACGUCAACGGCUACUCCGACCCCUACGUCAAGACGUACCUGAGGCCUGACGUGGAUAAAAAAUCCAAGCAUAAAACGUGUGUGAAGAAGAAGACUCUCAAUCCAGAAUUUAACGAGGACUUCUUCUAUGAGAUGGAGCUCUCUGCUCUGGCCAGCAAGACUCUGGAAGUCACAGUCUGGGACUAUGACAUCGGCAAAUCGAACGACUUCAUCGGUGGCGUGUCCCUGGGGCCUGGGGCUCGGGGAGAGGCCCGGAAGCAUUGGCGUGACUGUCUGCAGCAGCCGGACGCAGCCCUGGAACGCUGGCACACCCUCACCAGCGAGCUGCCCCCUGCGGCCGGGGCUCUGCCCUCGGCCUGAGCGGGACCACACCUGCCCAGCACAGGGCCCCCCCCUCCCCCGGGGCCAGGUCCAGUACCCAACCUUCGCACGAGUGUGUUGCACGUUUACACGGGGUGGAAGCCCCGCCCCCCACUACCUGUCUUAUUUUGUGAGAGUCUGCGUGACUGUGGGUCUGUCUUCUCGUGAGGGACCGUGGAGAUCUAUAUUCACAUAUGCAAACUUCCUCCUGCCUGACUCGCUACUACGCAAAUAUGCAAACACCCAU
Messenger RNA from Prionailurus viverrinus (fishing cat), 1602 nucleotides. It is a transcript of the gene DOC2A, whose product is annotated as double C2 domain alpha. NCBI's taxonomy places the organism in Eukaryota, Metazoa, Chordata, Mammalia, Carnivora, Felidae. The record is from RefSeq and is a predicted model, not a curated record. The coding region runs from base 150 to 1355 and encodes 401 amino acids. Gene Ontology annotation, cellular component: membrane. The transcript has 11 exons.